Messenger RNA from Ricinus communis (castor bean), 1133 nucleotides. RefSeq names its product DNA-directed RNA polymerase III subunit RPC6. Gene Ontology annotation, biological process: transcription by RNA polymerase III. Bases 378 to 1088 code for a protein of 236 amino acids. The transcript is spliced from 4 exons. NCBI's taxonomy places the organism in Eukaryota, Viridiplantae, Streptophyta, Magnoliopsida, Malpighiales, Euphorbiaceae. Gene Ontology annotation, cellular component: RNA polymerase III complex. The record is from RefSeq and is a predicted model, not a curated record.
CCGCCGCCCUCCUCCAUUUUCGGUCACCACUCAGCCGGCCUCCUCUUCCAUCGAGUACUGUCAAGUUUCCAGCCGUCCUCCUCCUUUACGAUUCCGCUGCCUCCUCCUCCAUUUUCUGUCACGAUUCAGCCGCCUUCCUCCUCCAUCAUUUUCUGUCACGACCCAGGCCAAAGUUUGAUGUUUUUACACAUUGCAAAUUUGAUUAAGACAAGUGAUUUUGUAUUCCUUUCUCCAGGUGAAGGAUUCAACAAAUGAUUAUAAUAUCCAAGAGCUAAUUAUGAGCCGAGCUCGAGCUCAGUCAAUUUUUCACGAGCCGAGCCUGAACAUUAAAAAACUUAGGUUUUAGUGAACACUUGACGUCUCAGUCUCCAUCAAGAAUGAACCGAUCACAGGCACUAAAACGGAAACAGCCAGAAUCAAGUUCUCCAGCUCAAUCUCUGACGGAACAUGAGUGCACCCUCUAUAAUGUGAUAUGGAGCAAACAAGAUAUGGGAAUUUGGACACGAGACAUGAAACGGGAAACCAACCUUCCCGACAAUGUGGUAAAUAAAUCCCUAAAGGUACUUCAGGCCAAGAAUUUGAUAAAAGAGGUGGUAAACAUUCAAAACAAGGGAAGGAAACAUUACAUGGCAACAGAAUUUGAACCAUCGAAGGAAAUAACUGGAGGGGCAUGGUAUGUUGAAGGGAACCUCGAUACGGAGUUCAUAAAGCUCUUGAAAGAGGUCUGCACCAAGCAAGUACUUAAGCUGAAAGUUGCUACAUUGGAAGGAAUUACCGACUCGAUCAAAAGGAGCGGAAUCUUUAAUACUGAAUUAACAAAACAGCAAAUUGAAGAGAUUGUGAAGGCAUUGGUUUUAGAUAAUGCACUCAUAGAAGUUAAGAGUAAUGGAAUGUUAGAGUUUAGUUUUAUUCCAAUUGGAAAAGUUUGUUAUAAAUGCGUUGGUAAGGGAAGCACUGCAGGAGAGCCAAGAAUUGGGGCAAUGGCUUCCAUUCCAUGUGGAGUUUGUCCACGUAUAAGUCAAUGUACACCUGAUGGUAUUAUCUCUCCACAAACUUGCGUCUACUAUAGCAAGUGGUUGGAUUUUUGACUCCAUUGUGUUCAGCUGCAGAUAUUAUUGCUUUGUUUUGCAUUA